Messenger RNA from Nasonia vitripennis (jewel wasp), 1351 nucleotides. It is a transcript of the gene Trm7-32, whose product is annotated as putative tRNA (cytidine(32)/guanosine(34)-2'-O)-methyltransferase. The transcript has 6 exons. The record is from RefSeq and is a predicted model, not a curated record. Gene Ontology annotation, cellular component: cytoplasm. Bases 307 to 1275 code for a protein of 322 amino acids. Gene Ontology annotation, biological process: tRNA methylation; cytoplasmic translation. Lineage: Eukaryota; Metazoa; Arthropoda; Insecta; Hymenoptera; Pteromalidae. Gene Ontology annotation, molecular function: tRNA methyltransferase activity.
ACGAAUGUAAGUUUACUGUCCGACAGGCGGACGCAUCAGACAGUAGACUACUGUUGAUUCGAUCCUUUGGCAGCUUUGGCUUCCUCGACGCACUAGGAUCGGCCGAUCAGCUGUCGACCGUGGGCAAUACCCGACGCUGAUCUCGACCAAGGACUUCUCCCCCCUCUAAUUCCAUUGUAGCACAACGCAUGCGCAUACACGCAGCUGAUCACAUGGGAAGACUGUUUUGAUUGUUUGGUUAUGAAGCGCUCAGCACUGCACUGCAGGCAAAAUAAUUAGUGCAGAAUAAAAAAAUAAACAACAAGUAUGGGUAAAACAUCAAAGGACAAACGCGAUAUUUAUUAUCGGCGGGCUAAGGAGGAAGGGUGGCGAGCGAGAAGUGCAUUUAAGUUACUCCAGAUUGAUGACGAGUUUAAUAUUUUUAAUGGUGUUACAAAAGCUGUGGAUUUAUGCGCUGCACCAGGCAGUUGGAGUCAAGUAUUAUCACGUAGACUAAACCAAAAUUAUCAGAAACUCAAAGAGACAUCAACCGAUGUAGUUGCUCCAAAAAUUAUUGCUGUCGAUCUCCAGGCGAUGGCACCAAUCGAAGGAGUAGUACAAAUACAGGGAGACAUUACUAAUGUAACUACAGCAGAGCAAAUCAUAGCACACUUUGGGAAUGAGCAUGCAGACCUUGUUGUCUGUGAUGGAGCACCUGAUGUAACUGGUCUCCACGAUAUGGACAUCUACAUCCAGUCCCAGCUGCUACUAGCAGCGUUAAAAAUCACAACUCAAAUCCUGAAACCAAAGGGCACCUUUGUCGCGAAGAUCUUCAGAGCCAAAGACGCAUCGCUCCUCUACUCCCAACUAAAAAUAUUCUUCACCUCCGUCACCUGCGCCAAACCACGCAGCUCCAGGAACUCGAGCUUCGAGGCGUUCGUGGUCUGCAAAGACUUUUGCCCUCCAGAGGGAUUCGAGCCAUCUUCGCUCAACCCCCUGUUAUCGAAUUUUGACCACCUACCGGAAAUCAACAAGUACAUUGCUCCGUUUGUGAUAUGCGGGGAUCUCAGCCAGCCCGACUCCGAUACGACCUAUCCGCUCGACUUCGAGGGCAAAAAGUUCCAGUAUUGCGAGCCAACGCAAAGCCCCAUAAGCCCGCCGUACGAGGAGGCGAUGGCUCUGCUCAGCAUCACGAAUCUUGGCAAGGACCCAAACAGUGUCACGCUCAAAGGCAACACAAUGACCAUAGCCGAAUUCAAAGCUUCGAGGAGUAAUACGCAAAAUGACGAAUCUUAAUUUACAUGUAUAUAAUAUGUAGAGAGCUGAUUUAUAUUCACACUUUUAAUAAAUGUUUUUUUGUUAGAAAAGGAAA